CGACCAAAUUCAAAACGGUUAUUAUCACGUCAAUCUCUGAUGCGAUUUUUUAUUAGAAGUGGGACAAAACCCUAAUUUUCCUCUUAAAACCCUCGGAAGAUUGACGAUGGCCAGCGGUUGGAGAAAAUCAUUAGGCAAUGUCAGAUCGGUCUUUGGAAAUGCAAUGGGCGGUCUCCGUGGCGGAAGCAACCUGGCGUCUUGGGUGGUUGCCGGAACCCUAGCAUACUUUCUGUGGGUCAAGCCGUCACAAGAGCUCAAAAGAGAACAACAAGAGAGGGCUGCGCUGGCGGCGGCAUCGGAUCGUUAUCGAUAUGUUGAGAAAGUGAAGCCGAUCCCCGAUCUUCAGGAAACUGGGAUUAUCUAUGGGAACAAAAAUAAAACUAAGAAUCCUGAAAUUUGAUGGGAAUAUUUCUAUAAGAGGGCGUAAGGUAAUGUUGUUAUGUUGCAGUCAAAAGGUUACUUAUACGGUGAUUGUGAAACUUUGGGCGUUAUUUAAGAAAUUUAUUGAGAAAAAGGGUAAUAGUUAUUCAGUUUUGCAGAGAACUUCUGCUUUGUAAUAAUGUCCAUGUAAUUUCUCAUGAGGACGAAAUUUAUGCAUCUCAAAUGAUAAGGCAUGCUUGAUUUGCUAACAGUUCAAAGAUGUGCUUGGUAUUCA
Messenger RNA from Cynara cardunculus var. scolymus (artichoke), 655 nucleotides. RefSeq lists its product as uncharacterized. The transcript has 3 exons. The record is from RefSeq and is a predicted model, not a curated record. Lineage: Eukaryota; Viridiplantae; Streptophyta; Magnoliopsida; Asterales; Asteraceae. Bases 107 to 400 code for a protein of 97 amino acids.